AUGCCUGUGAGUCGGGAAACGCUGGAUGAGAUUGCGCUCUCCCCCGCUGAAUAUGAAAUGAUCGUGGACGGACUGGACCGGGAACCCACGCCGGUCGAGUUGGGUAUGUUCGGCGCCCUGUGGAGCGAACACUGCGGCUACAAGCAUUCACGCCCGUUGCUGCGGAUGCUGCCGAGCCGUUCGUCACGCACACUGUCCCAGGCCGGCGCAGAGAAUGCCGGGGCCAUCGAUAUCGGCGACGGGCUGGCGGUGGUGUUCAAGGUGGAGUCGCACAACCACCCGUCGGCGGUGGAGCCGCUUCAGGGCGCCGCCACCGGGGUGGGCGGCAUCGUGCGGGACAUUCUUGCGAUGGGGGCGAGGCCGAUCGCCCUGCUAAAUUCUCUCCGCUUUGGCCCACCCGACAGCGUUGCCAACCGUCGCCUGCUGCGGGGCGUGGUGGAUGGCAUCGGUUGGUACGGCAACUGCAUAGGCGUGCCCGAUGUGGCUGGCGAAAUCUACUUUGACCCUUCCUACUCGCUGAACCCGCUGGUCAACGCGAUGUGCGUUGGCAUUGCGCGCAUUGACGAUUUGGCCAGCGCCGCAGCCGAUCGUGCCGGGGAUGUGCUGCUGCUGGUGGGAGCGGGCACCGGACGGGAUGGCAUUCACGGCGCAUCUGGCCUGGCCUCGCGCACGUUUGAAGAGGAGCAGGAACUGCGUCCCACGGUUCAAGUGGGCAACCCCUUUUUGGAGAAGGUACUGAUUGAGGCUUGCCUGGAGGCGUUGGGCACCGGCAAGGUUCAUGCUCUGCAAGACCUUGGCGCCGCCGGCUGA
Molecule: messenger RNA, 810 nt
Organism: Geodia barretti
Lineage: Eukaryota; Metazoa; Porifera; Demospongiae; Tetractinellida; Geodiidae
Source: the annotation of a GenBank genome assembly